UCAGACACACACACACACACGUCACCCAGAUACAGUCAGUCACAGUGUAACACACACGGACCGAGGUCGCUAACGCUACAAGCUGAGCAGUCACAAAUACCAGCAAGGAAUCAUUGACCAUCCACCCUCCCAGCAGAAGUCAUAUAACAUAACGGAGGGAACGUCUAAGAAGUUGAAAGAGAACUCUUCAGCCUUUUGGAAUUGAGACUGUACCAGAUCCACCAGACGUUGGGAUUUAAAGCCCUCUGUUGAACCAGGCCGGCACCAGCAUUUCCCAACAGCACCAGAGAAAGGGAGUUCAUCUAGGAUCAGCCAGUAUGCUGGCUCAGAUCUUACAGGAGAUGUGGGUGGACCCAGAGGUUUUGGAGGCCCUGAGUGAAGACCAGAGGAGAAUCUUAUUCCUGAAGAUGAGAGAGGAGCAGGUCAGACGCUGGAUAGAGAGGGAGGAGAAGGACGAGAGAGAGAGGAGAACCAGGAAACAACGCAAGAAGAAGAGAAAGUGUAAGAGCGUGCGCUGGCUGUUGGGUCGUGAUGGGGAUGUGAGUGUGAGCGUGAUCGGAGAGGUGGAUGAAUUUAGAUCCUCCAAACUCCUCCAGACCCUUCGUACCAACACCAGACUACAGAGUACAGAAAUAAACAACCUAGUGGUUGAUCUCCAUACUGUGUCUCUACUGACAGACAGAGWGAACCACCAAACCAGCUCACAAUCAACCACACUGAUGCAACUCAGUGUAGACUCAGAUGGCUCUAAGGACUCUGAGGAGGACCAGGACUCAGGCAGCGCUGAGGACGACCCAAAGGACCCCGGGGAGGAUAGCAGCGACAAUGAGUCAGGCAACAGCACCGACGACCUAAAGGACUGGGGCCUCUGCUACAGACCCCACCACAGCAACAUCAGCCUGUCUCUCCAACCCCAGCUGUCAGUCACAGAGAAGGCCCGCCCACACGGCAGAGGAGUGGUGGUCAGUCAUGAGGAGGAGAGCCCAGCGUUUGGUGGUCGGGUGGCCCAGCUCAGGAGAACGUUUGCCACAUCCUCUCCCAUCGCCAAGCCCCCUGUGCCCACCAAACCUUCACACCUGAAGCUGGUGCCCAGGUCCUCUAGGUAACACCAGGGUCACCCACGGUCAACCAAUCACACAGAAGAGGUACUGCCCACCUGAAGAGCUCAUUUGAAUACCAGCAAAAUGCUUGUGGUAUACGGACAGACACUCACCUGAGGAACGGUGCAGAGAAAUAGGAGCUCCAAACUCAGCCGAGUUAAAGGUGGACAUGCACAGCAGAGUGGGAGGAAUGCUUGACGCUGGUACUCUGGUGAAACGGCUCCCUCUUUGAAGGUUUGUGGAGACUGCGUGGUAGUUAUACACUUCCACCUCUCCUUGAACCUAAAUACACAAGAGGUUUGGACAUGGUUAAUACAAGAGCUAUUUCUACAUAGUUACAUGGAAGUUUGUAUCUGAUUUGUACAUGGGGUGGAGGAAAAGAUUUAGCUUUACGUUUGUAAUCAUGAAUUAUGCAUCAUUUAUUUUCACUUUGCUGUCUCUCGUAUGUUUGGGCCAUAGAUCAAACCAUCCUGGUAUGUUUGGGCUAUAGGUCAAACCAUCCUGGUGUGUUUGGGCCAUAGGUCAAACCAUCCUGGUGUGUUUGGGCCAUAGGUCAAACCAUCCUGGUGUGUUUGAGCCAUUGGUCAAACCAUCCUGGUAUGUUUGGGCCAUAGGUCAAACCAUCCUGUCAUGUUUUUAGUUACCUGAUCUUUUGCUUUAUUAAUUGUGUUCAUUAUCUAACAGUCUAACCUCGUAGGCUUUCUAGUCAUAUCAUGUUUUGUAUAUCUGCACUGUAACUACAUUUGUUUGAGGAGGCUAUUUCUAUUUUGUGUGUGAAACAUACUUCUGCGAAACACAUAUUUCUUUGACCUGUUGGUCUCUAAUUCAGCUAAAUAAAAAUGCUGAAGAAA
This is a messenger RNA of Salvelinus sp. IW2-2015, 1951 nucleotides long. The record is from RefSeq and is a predicted model, not a curated record. Lineage: Eukaryota; Metazoa; Chordata; Actinopteri; Salmoniformes; Salmonidae.